CGACCUCUGUUUUUCUGGUAUUUAAAUGGACUUGGGAAUAGUGAGGCUGGUCAUUGUGUUUAGUAGUAGAAUAGAAGCGCGUAACAGAAACCAAACAAACACAUGGCGGGUGUCUCUCAGUUAAACCAAUUUCCAUGCAAAACCUUCACAGCAACGCCGCCACGUCACCACUCCAAGACUUCGCUGCCGGUGGCUUCGAUCGGAGUUCCGUCCAGAUUGGGUGACGGGCCGAGACUUUCGACCCGGGAAUCCAAUCGGGCGAGACUCGUGUUUCGGGUACGUGCUGUAACGGACGACGACGAGUGGGGCCCGGAGAAGGAGGAACCGUACGGAGAGGGCUCGGCGGUGGCUGUGGCUGAGGAGGAGGAGGAGGAGGAGAAGAAGGUUGAGCCUGCGGAGAUCGCUAGGCUGAAGAAGGCGCUGGUGGAUUCUUUCUACGGUACUGAUCGUGGGUUGAGAGCCAGUAGCGAGACUAGGGCCGAGAUUGUUGAGCUUAUUACGCAGUUGGAGGCCCAGAAUCCCAACCCGGCUCCGACCGAGGCCUUGACUCUGCUUAAUGGCAAAUGGAUUCUUGCGUACACAUCUUUUUCAGGUUUGUUCCCAUUGUUGUCGAGGGGUACGCUGCCGUUAGUGAAAGUAGAGGAGAUAUCACAAACAAUUGACUCGGAGAAUUUGACUGUCCAGAAUUCGGUCCUGUUUUCUGGUCCAUUGGCUACAACUUCUAUAAGCACCAAUGCCAAAUUUGAAAUCCGCAGUCCCAAGCGUGUGCAGAUCAAGUUUGAAGAAGGCAUUAUUGGUACCCCCCAAUUAACAGACUCAAUAGAGGUACCUGAAAAUGUGGAAAUUCUGGGACAAAAGAUUGACCUUGCACCCUUCAAGGGUUUGAUCACCUCUGUCCAAGACACUGCUUCAUCUGUUGUGAAGACCAUUUCGAGCCAACCACCAUUGAAGAUCCCUAUCUCAAACAGCAAUGCUCAAUCGUGGUUAUUAACUACAUACCUUGAUGAAGAACUUAGAAUUUCAAGGGGAGAUGCUGGCAGUGUGUUUGUUCUAAUAAAGGAAGGCAGCUCUUUAUUGCCAUCCUGAGCAAUCUUUUGCCUUUGACUCGACUAGUGUACUGCUUCAUCAAUUUAUAUACAUAAUUAUACAAAGACGAAUUUAAGAACCAUAUUGUAAUUCAGUAUUGUUAAUAAUAAAGUACACCUUGGAUUUAUAA
Ziziphus jujuba (common jujube) is the source of this 1216-nucleotide messenger RNA. Its product is annotated as plastid-lipid-associated protein, chloroplastic. Lineage: Eukaryota; Viridiplantae; Streptophyta; Magnoliopsida; Rosales; Rhamnaceae. The record is from RefSeq and is a predicted model, not a curated record. The transcript is spliced from 3 exons. The coding region runs from base 103 to 1086 and encodes 327 amino acids.